AUGGCCUCGUCCUCCAAUGCCAAAGUCGGCCCUAUCAAUACACUAGGCCCUGGCACUGGCUACCUUCGCCCGGAGCUUCGGGAUCUAAAAGUCAUUGGCGUCGAAGAGCAUGUUAUUUUCCCGGAUCUGACCGCGCGAAUUCCUCAUGAAGGCCUUGCUGUUCAUGCUAAAGAGGUUUUCGGUCAGCUUGUCAGUCAUGAAGCUAUGGCAUAUGCCCGCGGCCGCUCUACCGACAUUGGUGGCCAGCGGAUUCAGGAUAUGCAAGAGGGUGGAAUUGCGAUGCAAAUCCUCAGCUUGGCUGGGCCUGUCAAUUGCAUGCAGAUGGAGCCCGAGCCCGGGGCAGCCUUGGCGCGAGACAUUAACAACGAGCUCAAAAAGGCUGUUGAUAUGCAUCCCGAUAAAUUCAAAGCUCUCGGAGAAUUGCCUUUUCAUGCGCCAGAAAAGGCCAUUCAAGAGCUACGUCGUUGUGUGAAGGAACUAGGGUUCGUUGGUGCGAUGAUGGCUGGUUCAGUUGGCUGCACUGGUAAAUUCCUCGAUGAUCCGGAAUUUGACGGCCUCCUCACGGAAUUCGAAGAAUUGGAUGUACCGCUGUACCUGCACCCGGGAAUCGCACCCCCUGCAGUCAUUGAUGCAUACUAUUCGUUCCCGGGCAAACCGAAACUUUCUGCCACUCUCGCUGGUAUGGGAUGGGGUUGGCACAAUGAAGUCGCUAUUCAUGUUCUCAGACUCGCCAUAUCAGGAACUUUAGAGCGUCAUCCUAACCUCAAAAUCGUUGUCGGCCACCAGGGUGAAAUGCUACCUAUGAUGAUUCAACGUUUCGAUGCCAUGUUUGAUGCAGAGAUCUUCGGUUUAAAACGAAGCGUCGCAGAAACAAUGCGACGUCAAGUCUGGCUGGCAAUUUCAGGUCUCUUCUCCCUGCCUCCAACGCAGAUUGCCAUCCAAACCUGGGGGAUUGACCGCAUCCUUUUUGCCAACGACUAUCCUUACAUUGAUGCGCAGCGAGCUCCGGGCUUCAUCCGCGCUUUGGGCGAUGUGGUUGCCCCGUCAGAUCUGCGCAAAAUUUGCCAGACAAACGCAGAGCAAUUGUUCAAGUUUUUGGCUUGA
Penicillium manginii is the source of this 1104-nucleotide messenger RNA. RefSeq names its product amidohydrolase family protein. NCBI's taxonomy places the organism in Eukaryota, Fungi, Ascomycota, Eurotiomycetes, Eurotiales, Aspergillaceae. Gene Ontology annotation, cellular component: cytoplasm; cytosol. Gene Ontology annotation, biological process: secondary metabolic process. The record is from RefSeq and is a predicted model, not a curated record. The transcript has a single exon. The coding region runs from base 1 to 1104 and encodes 367 amino acids. Gene Ontology annotation, molecular function: hydrolase activity; carboxy-lyase activity.